AUGGAGGCGACAACAUUCCGAUCUAUUCCAGAGCGCCCAUCGACACCGGCGAUAACUGCUCCGCCGCCGCUUCCUCCACCAUCGACGCGGCGGCCUAGGGUGAGAGAAGUCAGCUCUAGAUUCAUGUCUCCCGUUUCUUCAUCUUCGUCGUCUUCAUCUUCCUCCUCCGCCGGAGAUCUCCAUCUGUUGACUUCAAAUUCGCCGAGGCACCAUCAUCCCCAGAAUCAGCGCCCGAUUUCUGCUCAGAAGUCUAGACGGCAGUUGAAAAUGGCAGACGGCGACGAGAACCGCCCUUCCGAGACGGCGCGGAGCCUAGACUCGCCUUUCCCUCUUCAACAACAACACGGCGGAAAAAGCCCAAAGCGGCGGGAGAAUCAAUCGAAGCCGCUGAAAGAGAACGGUCACCGUCUCGACACCCCGACGCCGAUGCUGCCUCCGCCGUCUAAAUCGCGACUUAACCAGCAGCGAUUGCUCACCUCCUCCGCCGCGACUAGGCUUCUCCGAUUAUCCGUCUCCACAGACGGCGAAGGAGAGAAAUUCAACAGCUCGGAUCUGAGGAGCCACGCAAAAAUAUUCAGCAACACUCCCGCCGCUUCUCCUCUCCGUCGAUCUCUUAGCGACGAUUCGUCGUCGUUAAGAGCUUCAAUGUCGCUUAAAAAUGGAGUUGGUGUGUCUUUGCCUCCGGUGGCUCCUAAUUCGAAGAAUCAAGCCGAUACAAAGAAGCAGAGGAAAGUCUUGGGGCAACAAGCGGAUGCUCACUCUCUGAAACUGCUCCACAACCGCUACUUACAAUGGAGAUUUGCCAACGCAAACGCUGAGGUCAAAACACAGUCUCAGAAAGCUCAAGCCGAGAGGAUGUUUUAUUCACUUGGCUUAAAAAUGUCAGAGCUCUCAGACUCUGUACAGAAGAAACGCACAGAGUUACAAAGAUUAUUGAGAGUAAAAGCUGUUAAGGAGAUUGCGGAGUCUCAAAUUCCUUGUUUGGAACAAUGGAAUGCCAUUGAAGAAGAGUACUCAACUUCUCUAUCCGAAACAACUGAUGCUCUAGUGAAUGCUUCUUUGCGGCUCCCUCUCGAUGUUGAUAUUAAGGUUGAGACUAGAGAGUUAGCAGAAGCACUUGCUGUCGCUUCAAAGUCUAUGGAAGGCAUUGUGCAAAACAUUGGACAUUUUUUGCCUAAGACACAAGAGAUGGAGACUUUGAUGUCGGAGCUAGCGAGAGUAAGCAGCAGAGAAAAAGCAUCAGUUGAAGAUUGUGGAAUCGCACUGCUCAAAACACACUCAUUACAUAUUGAAGAAUGCUAUCUUAGAAGUCAGCUUAUUCAGCACCACAAGAAGUGUGAACUGCAGGAGAGCACAACUUCAGUUUGA
Molecule: messenger RNA, 1368 nt
Organism: Microthlaspi erraticum
Lineage: Eukaryota; Viridiplantae; Streptophyta; Magnoliopsida; Brassicales; Brassicaceae
Source: the annotation of a GenBank genome assembly